Molecule: messenger RNA, 2097 nt
Organism: Cercocebus atys (sooty mangabey)
Lineage: Eukaryota; Metazoa; Chordata; Mammalia; Primates; Cercopithecidae
Gene: IFRD2
Product: interferon-related developmental regulator 2
Exons: 12
Coding region: 131-1648 (505 amino acids)
Source: RefSeq, a predicted model, not a curated record
GUCGGCUGGUGGGCCCCAGGCGUGGACUACCAUUCCCGUGGUGCUCUAACGCGCAGCCAGCCGCCGUCACCUGCGCGCUCAGGCCCCUGGGAUUAGUAGUUUUAGCCUCGUGGAUGCGGGCCUGAAUCGGAUGGCCUGGAACUCGCCUUCCCGGCGACCUGUUUGGCAGGGGGUGGCGCCUCGCGAAGAUGGUGGCGCGCGGGGCGUGUGGCGCCCGUCGUCUGGCCAAGUCUCAGCGCAGCGCACCGGCCGGCGUCUCGCUGCCCUGGAGCCCACACCCACCGGGUCCCUGACCCCGCGCUCCCCGCGCCCGGUUUCCGGCAUGCCUCGCGCCCGUAAGGGCAACACGCUCCGGAAGGGUGGUCAGCGCCGUGGAGGAGGUGCCCGGAGCAGUGCCCAAGCUGACUCGGGUUCCAGUGAUGAUGAGGCAGCCAGUGAGGCCCGCAGCACCACCAGUGAAUGCCCCAGCCUUCUCAGCACCACUGCAGAGGACAGCCUUGGGGGGGAUGUCGUGAAUGAGCAGGGCCAGCAGGAAGACCUUGAGGAAAAGCUGAAGGAGUAUGUGGACUGCCUCACAGACAAGAGUGCCAAGACCCGGCAGGGUGCUCUCGAGAGCCUGCGCCUGGCCCUGGCGUCCCGCCUACUCCCCGACUUCUUGCUGGAGCGCCGCCUCACGCUAGCUGAUGCCCUGGAAAAGUGCCUCAAGAAAGGGAAGGGAGAGGAACAAGCCCUGGCCGCUGCUGUGCUAGGUCUGCUCUGCGUGCAGCUGGGCCCCGGACCCAAGGGUGAGGAGCUGUUCCACAGCCUGCAGCCUCUGCUGGUCUCUGUGCUCAGUGACAGCACAGCUAGCCCUGCUGCCCGGCUCCACUGUGCUUCUGCUCUUGGCCUGGGCUGCUACGUGGCUACUGCUGACAUCCAGGACCUGGUCUCUUGCCUUGCCUGCUUAGAAAGUGUUUUCAGCCGGUUCUAUGGCUUGGGCAGCUCCACAACUCCUGUGGUUCCUGCCAGCCUGCACGGCCUGCUCUGUGCUGCCCUGCAGGCCUGGGCAUUGCUGCUCACCAUCUGCCCCAGCACCCAAAUCAGCCACAUCCUUGACAGGCAGCUGCCCCGGCUGCCCCAGCUCUUGUCCAGUGAAAGUGUGAACCUGCGGAUCGCUGCCGGUGAAACCAUUGCACUGCUCUUUGAGCUUGCCCGGGACCUUGAGGAGGAGUUUGUUUAUGAGGACAUGGAGGCCCUCUGCAGUGUCCUGCGCACUCUGGCCACUGACAGUAACAAGUACCGUGCCAAGGCUGAUCGCCGGCGCCAGCGCUCUACUUUCCGUGCCGUGCUGCACUCCGUGGAGGGCGGUGAAUGUGAAGAAGAGAUAGUGCGCUUCGGCUUUGAGGUGCUCUACAUGGACAGCUGGGCUCGGCACCGGAUCUACACUGCCUUCAAGGAAGUGCUGGGUUCAGGCAUGCACCACCACCUCCAGAACAAUGAGCUACUCCGUGACAUCUUUGGCCUGGGCCCUGUGCUGGUGCUGGAUGCCACUGCCCUGAAGGCCUGCAAGGUUCCACGCUUCGAGAAGCACCUGUACAAUGCUGCCGCCUUCAAAGCCCGGACCAAGGCUCGAAGCCGUGUGCGGGACAAGCGGGCAGACAUCCUGUGAAGCAGGACCUGCUGAAGAGGAGACUUUCUAUGCCCUUGGUCCGUAUUUUUAACAGAAGACAGUGCAACAACUGGUCUCCACCAGUAUUUGUCACUUUAUUUUUUUAAUGACAAAACCAAAAACAGACAUGGAGUGGGUAGCUGGGGGCCCGGACACUUGGGACCCUGGCCCCUUUGUCCCUGCACUCAGCCCUGUGGCCUCUUCCUGCCCUGUCUCAGGCCAGGCUAAAUACGUGCCUGUCCCAGGGCUGUGGGGCAGGCACUAGGGGGCCUUUCCCUUCCUUUCCUUUCUUAGGCCCAGGAUGACCCACUCUUAGGGGGGUGGUGGCAUCUGGACAAAUGCCACCACAGCAGGUGGAGAGGCAAAGCUACCUGGAAUGGAUUUGUGUGCUGAUUUUUAAGAAUUAUUAGAGAUAAUUAAACAGAAUGGUCAGGCUUCUGUGGUCUUAA